Rubroshorea leprosula is the source of this 325-nucleotide messenger RNA. NCBI's taxonomy places the organism in Eukaryota, Viridiplantae, Streptophyta, Magnoliopsida, Malvales, Dipterocarpaceae. The record is from the annotation of a GenBank genome assembly.
CCGGAGUUUUCUAUAUUUUCUUGGGGUGAUUUUAUUUGGUUUUACAUUGUUUUCAUCAUUCUUUGUAGGAAGAGGGUAAAAUUAAAGAAAUCAAAAGUAAAUAGGAUGAAAUGACAAAAGCUGAAAAGAUGAGAGCCGUGGGGGUCGGUGGAGUGAAGACAAGAGGCAGUCGGCCGAAAGAAAAGCGUCUUGGAGGCAGAACUCUCAAGGCGUGGUUGAGGCCGAACAAAGCGAGAUCCCUGUGCGACCGACGGCGGAAACAAAGGCGGAUAGAGGAAAGCGCAACAGUGGGAGUCCAAAAGUAGUUUUAGUGUACCAAGAAAAA